Messenger RNA from Micromonas commoda, 537 nucleotides. RefSeq lists its product with no specific name. NCBI's taxonomy places the organism in Eukaryota, Viridiplantae, Chlorophyta, Mamiellophyceae, Mamiellales, Mamiellaceae. Gene Ontology annotation, molecular function: RNA binding. The coding region runs from base 1 to 537 and encodes 178 amino acids. The transcript has a single exon. Gene Ontology annotation, cellular component: intracellular anatomical structure. The record is from RefSeq and is a predicted model, not a curated record.
AUGAUGGAACCUGCCACGAAGAAGUUAAGGAAGGCUCACGACACCUUCGACAUGCUCGAGUCUGCGGUGGAGCAAACAAACACCAACCGCUACACAGGUCGGCCAUACACAACAAAAUACUUUGAGAUACUCGAAAAACGGCGCGAACUUCCUGUCUGGCAACAGCGGGAGGAGUUCGCGCAGAUGCUCAAUAGGCAUCAAACUCUUGUCCUCGUUGGCGAAACUGGUUCAGGGAAGACGACACAAAUUCCGCAAUUUGUUGUCGAGUCGGGUUUCCUGUCCGGGAAAAUGUGCGUGUGUACACAACCGCGUCGCGUUGCGGCUAUGUCUGUCGCUCGCAGGGUCGCGGAAGAGAUGGAUGUGAAUGCCGGUGAAGAAGUCGGUUAUUCUAUUCGUUUCGAGGAAGCGACAGGCCCUAAGACGUUCCUUAAGUAUUCCACUGACGGUAAGUGGCGAAAGAUUGCCUACAUGUCUGACUUCCCCACAAAGCGACCAAGCACACCAAUUUUUUUCGCUCGUGUUACGGACCUUUCAUAG